AUGUUAUUUGUGGAAUUAUUAUUGCGGGAAACUCUGAUUACAAAUUUCAGUUUUGUCUAAUUUCAUAAUACAGUUGUUGGUUAUUGGAAAUGGUUGAAGGUCCGGGGUGUAAAUUAAAAGGGAUCAAAAUAAAAGCGAAACUUCUGAAGCAGACAGUUAAAGAUGUCAGUGGAAAUUCUGUUGAAAAGUUCAGGAAGAGAGGCAGCAGUGGAGAAUCCCCAUUCCAUCAGCUGAUUGGACGAUCUCUCGAUGAUGUACAGACACUGGGAAAGGAACUCUUCAUGUACUUUGGGGAUAUUUGUCUCCGGAUCCACUUCCUUAUGUCCGGUCAGUCGUUCAUCAACAACCAGCGGGUGGACAGUGAGUCAGGUGGCAAGGCAGAGACCCCAACCCUUGAACUGCAGAUGUCUGGGGAUCUUCUCACAUUUAGAAACUCCGCAGCAGAAAUCAGACCUUCUGUGCCCUGCCGGAUGAAGUACAUGUAUGAAGAAUUGAACAACUUGAAUAUUUGCUCUCCAGUAUUCAACUUCAAGAGGGCGUUCUCUCUGUUCAGAGAGCAGCACGACAGACUCGUUUGUGACGUGUUACUGGAUCAGUUCAUACUCCCAGGUGUGGGAAACAUCAUUAAGAAUGAGGCCUUGUUCGACAGUGGAAUAAGACCAUCCUCCAAGAUCAGUGAGUUGAAAGAUGAGCAUAUUCAUCACCUCCUGAAGAUGACCAGGGACUUUACAGAAAUCUUCUAUAGGGUAGGUGUAUUCAUACUUUAUAAAGGAAAGAGCUCAUUGAAGUCUAGAAAGCUUCCAUCAAAGAACAGUUUGCUGGGUUGGGUGAAAACAGGAAGUGAUGUCAUCAUGUCUGAUAAUGCUCAAUGGACAUGCACAUAUUGCACAUUAAUCAAUAUGCCAACCAGUAUGUCGUGCAGUGCUUGUCUGAAUGCCAAAACAUCUGGGAAGUCAUCCUGUUCACAAUCAUCUGCUAGUGGGCAAAAUAUAAAUGUUUCUACUGGUGCUUUGUCAUCAAGUAAUGUCCAUAAUGCUCAUAAAGACAACAAAAGAAAUUCUUCAGAUACUUAUAGCUCAGAGGUGAAAGCUAAAGUGCCAAAAUUGGAAAGAGAUGUUUGUGGAGCAUGUGUAAAUUAUCCGCACAAUUUAAAUCAACCACAGGCAUUACAGCAGAAUCAAGCACAUGUGCUGGAAGCUCACCAACCAAACAGUCAAAACAAAAGCGGUGUAAAUGGCAAAUCAACAGCUGCUGAAAAGACUAGCAAUCCUCAGAAGGUAGAAUCAGAUUGUAAAAUACCACCAUGUCCAACACACCAGAAGAAGUGUAGCAUGAAGGAAGUAAGGAAGGAAGGUCAGAACAAAGGGAAAUGGUUCUUCACCUGCAAUGUGCGCACAUGCAAUUUCUUUAAGUGGGCAGACGAGCAGUUCCCAAUAUGUGCAGGUCAUGGGCAGCCGUGUACCAUAAGGACUGUUAUGAAGAUUGGGCCCAAUAAUGGACGAAGGUUCUUCACUUGCAAGCUGCCCAAGAACAAACAGUGCAAGUUCUUUGAAUGGGCCGAGGGCUAUGAUUGAUUGUGGUUGUUUCAUUCACUUGCGCAGUUUACAUAAUUGUCUUGAAAAAAUAAUUACAUGGUGCUGGUGUUUUUAUUGCUGUAUUUGUGUACAUAAUUAUGUGUUUCAAUCGUUACAUAGCUCUGGGUAAUUUAAAUUAAUUAUGUUGUUACUUUUUGAUGCAUUUUUAUUUUCAUGAUAUUUAUAUUACAUGUCCAUUCUUCUUUAUAGCAUAUGCAUCUUUUAUGGGUCAUAUAUUGAUUUUAUGUUUAGGUAAAUAUAUACUUUGGUCUUCCUAAAUUGUUUUUAAACUAAUACUGCCAAAAGCAAAUGAAGUCCUCUUAUGCAUAAUAAAUUUGUUAAUUGUUUGCUGGUGAUCAUUUGAAAUUGCCACUAAAGUCAAUAUGCGAAUUUGGCCAAAAGCUAUAGAAACAUUCUAGCUCGUGAUAAUGUUAGAAAAUUUUCAUUCUCUGCACAAGAAUGUAUUAAACAUUAGUAUCGCUUCUUAUAGAGUUUAAGCGAUGCUGAAUCUGUAUCUUUUCCAAAAUUUCUUGAGAUUUUUUUUAUAAAUAAUUUUGUUGGAAAGAAAAAAGCUGUAAGCAUUUGCUGUGUUCAUCUAUUUACAUUUGGAGCGCCUGAUUUCAAGAUUAUAUCAAAUAUUUAUGAAGACGAUCACGACAGCCAUACGCAGACACGUAUAGCUCCAAAAUAUCUGUCAGUUAUUGACAUUAAUUGGAUAACCAGCGAAGUGUGAAUGUAAGACUUGUUGACGGGCCAUUUUAAUAAGAAAUUAUAUUCUAUUUAAUUUAAAGAUAACUUCAUAUCUUUUAUCAAUAGUAAUGUUUAAUGCAAAGUAUGCACUUAUUUGCUCAACUAGGUGAUUAUUUUUCCAGAUUCAAUGUCUUUUAGCAAUCUUUAUUGCAACAUCACAUAAGGUGGAUGGAACCGUGCUCAAGAUUAUAUAUUUGGUAUCAAAGGACAAGGUGGUCGAAAAACCUUUCAUAUUGGAGUUUUCUGCUCAAGUUUCUUGCAUGUUAAUAAUCCAAAGAUCAAGACAAUCCAGAGAUCAAGACAGAUACCAAAGGUUUUCGCUAUCACCUUGGUCUUUUUGAUCAUGGAAACAUGCUUUGAUGUGUAAUAGCUGUAGUGUAUAUACAAAUGUACUUGUAUCAAUCAGACUUUGAGGUAUCUGAAAAAUAAACACCUAUCUAUCUA
This is a messenger RNA of Dreissena polymorpha, 2768 nucleotides long. Its product is annotated as endonuclease 8-like 3. The transcript is spliced from 8 exons. Gene Ontology annotation, cellular component: nucleus. Gene Ontology annotation, molecular function: damaged DNA binding; zinc ion binding; DNA-(apurinic or apyrimidinic site) endonuclease activity. NCBI's taxonomy places the organism in Eukaryota, Metazoa, Mollusca, Bivalvia, Myida, Dreissenidae. Gene Ontology annotation, biological process: base-excision repair. Bases 90 to 1574 code for a protein of 494 amino acids. The record is from RefSeq and is a predicted model, not a curated record.